UCCGUAGGAGAAAUUAACGUUUUAACAUGUAGUUGAAAUGUAGUUGUAGAUGUAGUUGAAAACUACCUGCGCCUAUGGCCACCGCAAUAACUGGAGAGUCUCAUAUCGUCAGUAAAUCAUGUCAGUUAUUGAGUGCCAUCACGCAGCUGGCUUGGCCAAGGGGGUGGACAAGGUGCAUUAUUAGAUGGCGUGACCUCCACCUCCACCCGACGAAUGACUGAUGCCCUUUAAUAUAUUUUUCCUAGAUGUCACUGGAAAUGUUUAUUUUUAGGCAAAACUUCAUCACAAAACUCCCUAGCUUAUGAGCCAAUAUAUUUAUUUUGCCUGGCAGGUAACCUGUAUAUAUAAGAAUAUAUUGUUUUGUAAAUGUAACUCGAUAAUGAAAAAUGCGCUGUGUUGUAUUUUGCACAUCUGUACCACUAGGGGGUAAUGCAGCACAACACACACACCUCAGCCUUGGCUCUCCAUUCGCAAAUCAAAAGUUUAGUUAAGUAUUUGUUUGUGUGUUGGUUUAUUUUGUGUUUAUAUUUUUGCUCGUUUUGUAUUAAUUAACAUUAGGUUAACAUUACCGUACCAUUUUGAGAACAAAGGUUAGGCCUAGGUUGUCCAUUAGCCUACCCUGAUUCAAAAAUAACUAUUCCAUGUUCAAAAAUAUUUUCCGCUGCAGUGGUUAUUACAUUUACUGUGGCAUUAUGCCUGAACUAAUAUUACUCAAUUCUGGCAAUGACAACUGUAAAUAUAUGAUUUGCAUCUUGGGGACCUCCAGGUACAAGUUAAGUUACAUGGGGGACACUGGAAUAUGUGCAGUUUUAUUGUGGGUUUACAUGUAUGCUGCUCGGAUCUUCAGUGGGGUUCCUACUUCAUAUUCACUGAAGCAGCCGUGGUGAUGUAGGUUCUCACCGCUCUCUUAUAGCUCUCCCUCAAGACGUCAGCUUGCAUGGGGAAGAGGAAUAGUCAGCAUGCAUCGCUCCGCCCUCAGACUGCUAGGCAGAAGAAGCCUUCGCUUUUCCCGUUACUUCUGACACCGUGAAUAUGUGUAGUGACACCACCGACAGGCUUUCGCCACAGCGGACAGAAAGUGAAGAGGAGAGAUUUGGGAGAUAAAAAGUUAUUUAGGCAGACGUCAAUUUGUAAACAAAAUGGCGAGUCGGUGGAGGAUGUAAUAGCUUGAUGGCAAGCUAGCUCUACCUACUGAAUGGUAUGAAGUCUACAAACUGUUCUAAUGUCAUUAUAACACUGCGAGGCGGGAAGCGGAGAAGACUCAGAAGGGUCGCUAUGUCUUCGGAUAGGAUACAUGAACCAUAUAAUGCCUAAUUUUCAAAGGAACUAUGUUUGUCCCGGAAUGUUAUGAGGACUACUGGCUACAGCGUUACCUUCCAGAAGAACAGUGCAGUAACUUCUUCCGUCGCGCUGGACACUGCAACUAAAGAGGGUUCUUGCCAAAAAGCAACUGGCGCUCCAGAAAAGUUGAAAUAUAUUUGUUAAAUAGCGGCAAGGCGUUCAUCCGUCUCUGCGUUCUGCGUUGAAUGGAUACCUUUCAGGGAUGAUGUUCAUACAUUUAGAAAUAACAAAUGCUGUUACCCUCAGGUAUCAUUUCUUAAUUUGGCAGUGCACUUUGUUGAUGUGAUAAUCAUGUAUGACACUCUUUCGACGGAUUACGGCUACAUAUCUUUACAUAUCUGAGGAACUUCGCAUCGUUCACCCUUUUCUCAAACUGUCGGCAAUCUAUUGUACUGUUUCUACCAUGGCUGUCAGGUCCAGGAGACCAUGGAUGAGCGUAAUUGUUGGGGUAGUUCUUGGAUUUACAGCUGCUUCGUGGCUGAUUGUCCCAAGGGUGAUGGAGAUUAGUGGCAAGAAGAGGCGGUCCUCCAUGUGUUCUUACUACAGCAAUUCUGUGAAUAUAGCCAAAGUUCCAGAAGUACACGGUAGCACCGCAACGAGCAAUGCGUGGCGCAAAGACCCGGAGAGCCCUUUAUCUAGUCAAGAAGGAAGCGAGGAAGAGGAGGAAAGUGUCUACCGGACAGGCAAUGGAAGCGGGGACGGCGGAGGACCUAUAGCCAGACCUAAGCAUUUCCUCUUCGUCGGUGUCAUGACAGCCAAAAAGUACCUUGAUUCACGAGCAGUUGCGGCGUAUAGGACGUGGACUCGUUCCAUCCCGGGGAAGGUGGAGUUUUUCUCCAGUGAAGGCUCGGAAACGGUCCCGCUGCCAAGUCCCCUCCCCGUGGUAUCGUUGGCCGGAGUGGACGACUCAUACCCUCCCCAAAAGAAAUCCUUUAUGAUGCUUAAAUACAUGCACGACCAUUACUUGGAUAAAUACGAAUGGUUCAUGAGGGCAGAUGACGAUGUCUACAUUCGAGGAGAAAAGCUGGAGUCCUUCCUGAGGUCGCUGAACAGCAGCAAGCCCCUGUACCUGGGCCAGACGGGCCUCGGCACCACGGAGGAGCUGGGAAAGCUGGCACUGGAGCCCGGGGAGAACUUCUGCAUGGGCGGCCCCGGCAUGAUCUUCAGCCGGGAGGUGCUGCGCAGGAUGGUGCCCCACAUCCGCACCUGCCUGCGGGAGAUGUACACCACCCACGAGGACGUGGAGGUGGGCCGCUGCGUGCGACGCUUCGGGGGCACCCAGUGCGUCUGGUCCUACGAGAUGCAGCAGCUGUUCUACGAGAACUAUGAGCACAACAAGAAGGGCUUCAUCCAGGAGCUGCACAACAGCAAGAUCCACAACGCCAUCACGUUGCAUCCCAACAAGCGGCCCGCCUACCAGUACCGGCUCCACAGCUACAUGCUCAGCCGGCAGAUCUCCCAGCUGCGCUACCGCACCAUCCAGCUGCACCGCGAGGGCAUCACCAUGAGCAAGCUGGGAAACACGGAAGUGCAGUGGGAGGACCAACAGCUGGGGGCGCCGCCUUCCUAUACCCGGUACCAGCCGGUGGAGCGCAACAACGUCAUCGAAUGGGACUUCCUGACCGGUCGGCACCUGUAUGCCACCGGGGAGAAGCAGAUGCCACGGCAGGGCUUGGGGAACCUCCUCCGCACCGCCCUGGAGGACACGGUCAUGCAGGUGAUGGAGAUGAUCAACGAGAACUCCAAGGCCCGCGGACGGGUCAUCGACUUCAAGGAGAUCCAGUACGGCUACCGGAGGGUGGACCCGCUGCACGGCGCCGAGUACAUCCUGGACCUGCUGCUGCUCUACAAGAAACACAAGGGCCGCAAGGUGACGGUGCCCGUGCGGCGGCACGCCUACCUGCAGCAAUCCUUCAGCCGGCCGUUCUUCACUGAGGCGGAGGAGCUGGACGUGACCGAGCUAGUGGACGCCAUCAACACCGAGUCGCAGUCCUUCUCCUUCCUCUCCAACUCGCUCAAGAUCUUCUCGCCCUUCCAGCUGCCCGACUCCACCAAAGAGAUGCGCGAGCGGAACCAGCACAAGGUCCACAUCCUGGUGCCCCUAACAGGGCGCUACGACACCUUUGUGCGCUUCAUGGACAACUUUGAGAGGACGUGCCUGCUGCCCAGCCAGAACGUCAAACUGACGGUCAUCCUCGUUGACAACGACAGCAACCAGGACCGGGAGAAGCACCUGGAUCUGAUCAAGGAAUACCACAACAAGUACCCCAAAGGAGACCUCUCAGUCAUCCCCAUGACGGGAGACUUUUCCCGAGGUCUGGCUCUGGAAUUGGGAUCCUCCUUGCUGAGCAACAACAGCCUGCUGUUCUUCUGCGACGUGGACCUGGUCUUCAACACUGACGCCCUUCAGCGCUGCAGAGACAAUGCCAUCCAGGGAAGCCAGGCCUACUUCCCUGUCGUCUUCAGCCAGUAUGACCCCAAGAUUGUCUACGCCGGAAGCCCGCCGGAGGACAGCAACUUUGUCUUCACCAAGAAGAGCGGCUUCUGGAGGGACUACGGCUUCGGUAUCACCUGCAUUUUCAAAAGUGACCUGCAGAUGGCCGGGGGCUUUGACACCUCCAUCCAGGGCUGGGGCCUGGAGGACGUGGACCUCUUCACCAAGGUGAUCAACUCAGGCCUCAAGGCCUUCCGCAGCCAGGAGCCAGGCAUCGUCCACGUGUACCACCCGGUCCACUGUGACACGAACCUGGAGCCCAAGCAAUACAAAAUGUGCCUCGGGUCAAAGGCGAGCACGUACGCCUCCACCAUGCAGCUAGCGGAGCUGUGGCUGGAGAAGCAUCUGGGCGUGGGCUACAACAGAACUUCCUCUUGAUAGUCAGGCUCUCCAUCACUGUCAUAAAGAGUUUACCUCAGUUCUGCAUGAAUGAGAGAGGAGAGAGAAGGACCAUUUGUAUGAGCGUGUGAGUGUGCGCGGGUUUGCGAGGACUGUGCAGCUCGUUGCCAGUGUGUACGUGUCUGCACACUGUCAUGCUGAGACUAGUGAAUUCAAAGGUACGUUCUGUAAUUUUCGGUGCAAUUUUGCUGUCCCCCUUAAUACCUUUGUCACCCCUUUCUUAUUCUUUAUUGUUCUUUGUUUGGACUGUGAGUCAGUUCCCUAUAGCGUCUUCCAAAGGACAUUGGUUUGCACAGGCCUGUCGACUUGCUUGUGCUUCAGAGCUUGUGAACAAGACUGUGAUGUAACUGGUUUGGGGAGGGAAGUGGGAUGGGGGGGGGGGGGGUCAUUCAUCAAUGUCACCGUCUGGAGAUUCUUUCACAUCCUCAGGAGUGCAUUUCCCAUCACAAGGCCUCAGCCAGUGAAUGUGCAAUCGAGCCUUGUUGGGCUGGCCGUCCCAUUGAAGUGCUCUUCAUCCUAAGACAUUAAACACCCACAGAGAUAAUGGCGGUAAUAAUGUUAAUAAUAAUGUUUGAGACGACAAGCAGCAAUGAUGCUAAAAUAAUAAUAUGAAUAAUAAUUAUGUACUGAAAAGUACCACAAAUGUGCUUUAAAAGUCCCCUUGGAGGACACAGACUCUGAAAAUAUACUUUUUCUAAUUUAUACAAAGAAACAGAUUGUGUUUUGUCAGCAGUAUUUUGUAAGGGUGUGAAUUACUUUGACGAUUGUAUCUUUGUUUCUUGAGGGGGGAGCUUUUUUGUCAUUGUUUUAUUUUGUUUAUUUGUUUGUUUUUGUUUUUCUGGCAAUAUCUGAUAAUAAUGUUAAGGUACUGGCUACCGCCCAACAUUUGCUGUGUUCUUGGUAUCAUUUUAAAGGUCCACGCUUCAUUUUUCUUUUGUGCUUGGGUGAACAAAGACAUGUUGUUUUUCAUUAUUUUAGCUUUGUGGCUUUCAAGUCGUUCAGUUUGCUGGCAAGAACAACUAAGAUAUAUUAAAAUGGUUUAUUUAUAAUGAAACCUU
Molecule: messenger RNA, 5292 nt
Organism: Clupea harengus (Atlantic herring)
Lineage: Eukaryota; Metazoa; Chordata; Actinopteri; Clupeiformes; Clupeidae
Gene: chsy3
Product: chondroitin sulfate synthase 3
Cellular component (GO): Golgi cisterna membrane
Molecular function (GO): glucuronosyl-N-acetylgalactosaminyl-proteoglycan 4-beta-N-acetylgalactosaminyltransferase activity
Source: RefSeq, a predicted model, not a curated record